Molecule: messenger RNA, 1356 nt
Organism: Metarhizium robertsii ARSEF 23
Lineage: Eukaryota; Fungi; Ascomycota; Sordariomycetes; Hypocreales; Clavicipitaceae
Product: F-box domain, cyclin-like protein
Exons: 1
Coding region: 1-1356 (451 amino acids)
Molecular function (GO): protein binding
Source: RefSeq, a predicted model, not a curated record
AUGGCCGUCCCGCCGCUCAAGCGUUGGCCGAGUGAGCUGAUAUUGUCUCUCUUGGAAUUGCUAUCCUUGAACGACUUGCUCUCCAUGAGUCGCGUCAACAAAUCCAUCCGCGCCCUAGCCCUGCCUCUGGUCUACUCGACGGUUGAGGUAAGCUGGACUUGGCAACGCACGCCGCCUGUUAUCCUCCUACUCCAAAGCCUUCUCGAGCGACGCGAGCUGUCUGGCUACAUCCGUAACCUACGCCUGGUGGGAAAUGGGUUCAAAGACAGGCCCGAACUCAGGGAGCCGCCUGUAUUCCCCCUCGACGCUCAUCUGCUCAGCAAGGCAACCGAGGUCAUCGAAUCAACCAGAGUACCAUUCACCAAGCUUUGGAUAGACGAGUUACACUCUGGCAGCGUCGACGCCAUCGUGGCACUGCUUCUCGCCAUGGUGCCUAAUUUAACGUCCCUUCGCCUUGGGCCCAACUUUACUGUUCGAAGCCGACUUUGGGGAGGGAUAUUUCAAUGCGCUCUUUGCGGGCCGCCAAACACGUACAACUUGCCUACAUAUGAAGACCUACGCAGUGUCAAGUCCGAGUUUAGGACCAAAGAAUGGCACCACGUCGACGUGUGUAACGCGGCCGAUGUUCUUGCCCUGUUUUAUCUCCCGAGAAUCCAGAACCUAUCCGUAUCUAUUGACAGCCCGGUUGAAUUCGCCUGGCCCUGUUCGCAUCCGCCAGCCCCCUCGUCCAUCAUGUCACUAGAUAUUUACCGGCUGCGCGAAUCACGCAUUGGCCCCGUGCUCUCGGUUCUAAAGGGUCUCCAGAGGCUGCAUUGGCACUGGUCUUAUCAGCCAGAUCUUGACGAGGAGGUUAGCAACGGCGUGCUUGACCUCGACACGGCAGCUAUAGCAUUGAACGAAGUUGCCGAUACGCUCACCGACUUGACUAUUGGUGCAAUCACACGUCCCAGGAUAUCCGUCGGUGAUUACGACCCUCCUCUGCUGGAAUUCCAGGGAUCCCUGGAUGGAAUGUCCCGUCUGGGUAAACUUAAGAAAUUACGUCUUCCGUGGGUCUUCUUGAUGGGGUUUUCGGAAUCACCGGCUUCAAAACUCUUGAGUGCGCUUUCUUUGGGCCUUGAGCAGCUUGAGCUAACGACAGACUUGAAUGACCAUGAGGAAUGGGAGUGGCAUGACGAUGACUCUAUUAUACACGCGAUAAAACUAGAGCUGGCUAGUCCCUCCUUAUCGCGUUACACGUGUUUGCGUCGCAUUGUUCUGCCUAUUCCUUCAGAGUAUAACGAAAUGACUAAUGAGCGACGAGAGGAACUAUCAACGAUUGGUGCAAGGGCGGGACUCGAGUUGGGGUGGAUGGAGUAG